Molecule: messenger RNA, 2934 nt
Organism: Jaculus jaculus (lesser Egyptian jerboa)
Lineage: Eukaryota; Metazoa; Chordata; Mammalia; Rodentia; Dipodidae
Gene: Arhgef33
Product: Rho guanine nucleotide exchange factor 33
Exons: 16
Coding region: 1-2676 (891 amino acids)
Molecular function (GO): guanyl-nucleotide exchange factor activity
Source: RefSeq, a predicted model, not a curated record
AUGGAAAAAAAUAAAACAAAGCAAGGAGACAAUGAACAUAUGCCGGUGAAUAGUCCUUCCACACAGAUUUACCAGUUGCAGGCCCUGGCCUCAGAACUGAAGACAGGUUUCACAGAAGCAAUGCAGGAGCUGACGCGGAUUCAACAUGGAGAAUAUGCUCUGGAAGAGAAGGUUAAGAGCUGCAGGUGUUCCAUGGAGGAAAAAGUUACGGAGAUGAAGAAUUCGUUAAACUAUUUCAAGGAAGAGCUGAGUAAUGCGAUGUCAAUGAUUCAGGCCAUCACUUCCAAGCAAGAAGAAAUGCAACAGAAAAUUGAACAGCUUCAACAGGAGAAGCGAAGAGAAUCUCGAAAAGUAAAGGCCAAGAAAGCCCAGAAGGAAGAGCUCAGCACACAAGCCGGGCCCACACAGGCCCAGGGAAGCCCAUUCCGCGCCAUCAACAUCCCUGAGCCUGUUCUCCCCAGCGAAGACUUUACCAAUAUUCUACCUUCUCAGGCCUAUGAAAAAGCCCAAGAGUCAAGGUCUGGUCAUGUAGGAGAUGGUAAUGUGAAGGGAAUGAUGGGUUCUGGAGUGAACCCAACAACUCCAGAAGCUGAUGACAACCUCAAGCCUUGCCUCUCUGCUGAUGUCCAGCCCAAGGGCCACCACUCAUCUGGUGUGUGGAGACAGCCUAAAGAUGGCAAAGAAUGGAGUGAGGAGUAUGUCACCAAAGACCACCCAGAUAAACUCAAGGAGGUCAGCCAGAGUCGACACAGUUCCCUGGAAAAUGUCUUAUGUGAAACCUCUUUAGCUGCUAAACGACAAACUGUGGCCUUAGAACUGCUUGAGUCUGAAAGGAAAUACGUCAUUAACAUCUCUCUGAUCCUGAAGAUAAAGGCCACAUUUCAGGGGUCCGACGGAAAGAGGAAUUCCAAGGAGAGAAGCCUCUUCCCUGGUUCCUUACGCUACCUUGUCCAGCAACACCUGGAUCUGCUUCAUGCGCUGCAGGAAAGGGUCCUGAAGUGGCCACGCCAAGGAGUCCUUGGAGACUUAUUCCUUAAGCUGACAAAUGAUGAGAACAAUUUCUUGGAUUAUUACGUUGCUUACCUGAGGGAUUUGCCUGAAUGCAUCUCUUUGGUCCAUGUUGUUGUUCUGAAGGAGGGUGAUGAAGAGAUUAAAUCUGACAUUUACACGCUGUUCUUUCACAUUGUCCAGCGCAUCCCUGAGUAUCUGAUUCACCUGCAGAAUGUCCUGAAGUUCACAGAGCAAGAACACCCUGACUAUUACCUCCUGCUGGUGUGUGUGCAGCGCCUCCGGGUGUUCAUCUCACACUACACCCUCUUGUUCCAGUGCAAUGAAGAUUUGCUUAUUCAGAAACGGAAAAAGCUCAAAAAGUCGUCCAUGGCGAAGCUGUACAAAGGGCUGGCUUCCCAGUGUGCCAAUGCUGGCCAAGAUGCUUCCCCAACUGCGGGCCCAGAGGCUGUCCGUGACAGUGGGAUCCACUCUGAGGAGAUGCUGCAACCCUACUCUUCUGCUCCCUGUUCUGGCCCUGCUGUCUCACAUCUGCUACCCCCAGCGAAGAAAAGCCAGCAGCAGCAGCAGCAGCAGCAGCAGCAGCAGCAGCAGCAGCAGCAGCAGAGCCUGAUGGACAGCAUGCAGCCCUGCAAGCCCAGCGAGUGGGAGCUGGAGGGCAGAAAGCACGAGAGGCCCGAGGGCCUGCUGGCGCCUGCACAGUUCUGUGCGGCUGAGCAGGACGUGAAGGCGCUCGCGGGGCCGCUGCAGUCCAUCCCGGAGAUGGACUUCGAGCCGUCGCCCGCGGCCGAGCCGCUGGGCCACGUGGAGCGUUCGCUGCGCGCGCAGGCCGAGAUGCUGCCGGACCCGCGCGGCUACGUGUCGGCGGCCUACGACGAGUUCGAGUACGGCGGCGAGCUCUUCGCGCUGCCCGCGCCCUACGACGAGGAGCCCUUUCAGGCGCCGGUGCUCUUCGAGAACUGCUCCCCGGCCUCGUCCGAAUCGAGCCUGGACAUCUGCUUCCUUCGUCCCGUCAGCUUCGCUGUGGAAGCCGAGCGGCCAGAGCACGCGCUACAGCCACUGCCCAAGAGCGCGACGUCGCCCGCAGGCAGCAGUGCCGGCGCCGCAGCCUACAAGCUGGAGGCUACCGCGCAGGCGCAGGCGCAGGCGCACGGCAAGGCCAAGCCGCUGAGCCGCUCGCUGAAGGAGUUCCCGCGCGCGCCGCCUCCCGACGGCGCGGCCCCGCGCCUCUACAGCACGCGCAGCAGCAGCGGCGGCCGCGCGCCUCUCAAGGCCGAGCGCACGGCGCAGGCGCACAGCCCGGCCUCCGCCGCCGCCCUCUCCCGAGGCGCGCCGCGGAACUUCUUUCCCCAACAGAGGUCCCAAAGCGAAAAACAGACCUAUUUGGAAGUAAGGAGGGAGAUGCAUUUAGAAGACGCCACCCGAUUCUGUCCAAAGGAAGAAAGAGAAAGUGAACAAACGUCUUUCAGCGAUCAAAAUCCCAGGCAAGACCAGAAAGGGGGCUUUCGCAGUUCCUUCCGCAAGCUCUUUAAAAAGAAGUCCAGUGGAUCAGAAUACAGGGAAAAAACUAAUGAGAGUCCCUCAAUGGAUCCUUCACCCACCAAACAAGAUUUCUUCAGAAACCGACUUGCUCUUGCAAAUGACCUUGACCAAGGAACAGCUGUGUAAAACAUACUUAAAGUUGUAUUGUCAAGUGGUAAGAUGAGGAUAAAAAGCUUGUAUAUAUCUGUGCAGGAAUAUAUAUAUCGAUGUAUAAAUCCCUGAGGAAAACCUAAUAUAAAUACAUAUGAAACAUACAAAGCAUUGAAAAGAUGAAGAUUAGACUAUGGUUAAGACCUGGCUUUUUGAACUUCAACACUUGGGGAAAGGGAAAUGAAGACUUUUCCUAUCAUUACAGAACAACAUAAUAAAUUUGGAGGAAAAUAA